AUGCGCGUGAGUGUCGCAGCGACGCGUGGGAGACCCAGAGUAGGUGAAGAGGCCAGCACAAGGACGGCACUCUCUGGCUCUCGUGACACUGGCACUCCUUCUGGCUCUCGUGACACUGGCACUCCUUCUGGCACUCGUGACACUGGCACUCCUUCAGGCACUCGUGACACUGGCACUCCUUCAGGCACUGGUGACACUGGCACUCCUUCAGGCACUCGUGACACUGGCACUCCUUCUGGCACUCGUGACACUGGCACUCCUUCAGGCACUCGUGACACUGGCACUCCUUCAGGCACUCGUGACACUGGCACUCCUUCUGGCACUCGUGACACUGGCACUCCUUCAGGCACUCGUGACACUGGCACCACUCGUGACACUGGCACUCCUUCAGGCACUCGUGACACUGGCACUCCUUCAGGCACUCGUGACACUGGCACUCCUUCAGGCACUCGUGACACUGGCACUCCUUCAGUCACUCGUGACACUGGCACUCCUUCUGGCACUCGUGACACUGGCACUCCUUCUGGCACUCGUGACACUGGCACUCCUUCUGGCUCUCGUGACACUGGCACUCCUUCUGGCACUCGUGACACUGGCACUCCUUCAGGCACUCGUGACACUGGCACUCCUUCAGGCACUCGUGACACUGGCACUCCUUCUGGCACUCGUGACACUGGCACUCCUUCUGGCUCUCGUGACACUGGCACUCCUUCAGGCACUCGUGACACUGGCACUCCUUCAGGCACUCGUGACACUGGCACUCCUUCUGGCACUCGUGACACUGGCACUCCUUCAGGCACUCGUGACACUGGCACUCCUUCAGGCACUCGUGACACUGGCACUCCUUCAGGCACUCGUGACACUGGCACUCCUUCACUCGUGACACUGGCACUCCUUCAGGCUGUGACACUGGCACUCCUUCAGGCACUCGACACUGGCACUCCUUCUGGCACUCGUGACACUGGCACUCCUUCAGGCACUCGUGACACUGGCUCCCCUCACCCAUGGUACACUCUUGUGUCCCCUCACACUCAAGUGUUGUGUCUCCAUCUUGAUACACUCAGAGUUUAA
Molecule: messenger RNA, 1071 nt
Organism: Procambarus clarkii (red swamp crayfish)
Lineage: Eukaryota; Metazoa; Arthropoda; Malacostraca; Decapoda; Cambaridae
Source: RefSeq, a predicted model, not a curated record